Macadamia integrifolia is the source of this 1981-nucleotide messenger RNA. Its product is annotated as squamosa promoter-binding-like protein 16. The transcript has 3 exons. Gene Ontology annotation, cellular component: nucleus. Gene Ontology annotation, molecular function: DNA binding. The record is from RefSeq and is a predicted model, not a curated record. The coding region runs from base 497 to 1723 and encodes 408 amino acids. NCBI's taxonomy places the organism in Eukaryota, Viridiplantae, Streptophyta, Magnoliopsida, Proteales, Proteaceae.
AAAGUAGCUAAUAUGCUCAGCCGUCCUGCUAUAGGGAACGGCGAGGGCGGUUCAUCUUAACCUACACCCUCAAAAGUUUUUUUUUUUCCAAUCUCUUCCUUUCCCACCUUAUUGAUUUUUAAUGGAAUCCAUGUCAGAGAAUGAAUGGCUGGCAAGCCCAAAUCGGUCUUCUUAUGUUGCGGUUUGUCUGUAAGUACUCUCUCAACUCUCAAAUCCUCAAUGCUCAGUCCUCAGUCCUCAGUCCUCAGUCCUCAGUCCUUACUUUGUUUCCCCUCUCCUUCACCUCAUUCCCAUUUCCUCGGAGGUUCCUCUGCAACUUGAUUUCUUGACCCAAGUCGCUAUUCCUUACUCUUCUUCCUUCAUUGUUUCUUAUUUGGUUUCUUUUGACUAUUAAUUUCUCUUGCUUGGUUCUUGCUCUCUCUGCUGGCGAAAUUGUGAAGGGUUAUGAAUGGGUUGGUGAGAUAAGUAGUGAUAGAGCUUGAUUUACGGUGGAGAGAUGAUGAGAAGGGGAGAAAGGGGGAAAGAAGAAAGAUUAGAAGAAGAGACAGGAAAAGGUUAUGUGGACAGGGAUUUGAAGACACCUUCGUGGGAUUUAGUGGAAUUGGAGAGGGAAGCCAUGGCCCCACUAGUUGGGUCUGGUAACUUAGGGGGCCAGAAGUCUAAAGGGGAUUGCUUAGUUGAUUUGAAGCUUGGAAGGUUGGGUGAUUUCGGGGAUGGGUUUUUGGACAAGUUGAAGGACCAGAGGAUCUCGACAAUGGUGUCAUCAUCAUCAUCAAGUUCUUCCAAGAGGGCUCGGGCGCCUAGUAAUGCAACCCAGACGGCGUCUUGUUUGGUUGAUGGGUGCAAGUCCGACCUUAGCAACUGCAGAGAUUAUCAUAGGCGCCAUAAAGUUUGCGAGGUCCACUCUAAGACACCGAUGGUGAUGGUAGGAGGCCAGGCACAGCGCUUCUGUCAGCAGUGCAGCAGGUUCCAUUUGUUAGCGGAAUUUGAUGAGGUGAAGAGAAGUUGUAGGAAACGUCUUGAUGGGCACAACCGGCGACGAAGAAAGCCUCAGCCGGAAUCCCUGUCUGGGAAUUCGGGAAGCUUGUUGUCCAAUCACCAAGGUUAUUGCCAUUUACCUACUCCUCAAAUAUUUCCCACAAAUUCUGUGGUGAGUGCAGCAUGGACUGGGGUGGUCAAAACUGAGGAAGAUGGUACAAUUUUUAACCACCACUUCAUCAACAGACAAAAUCUGUUUGCCGAGUCCUUCUCUCACAACUACAAAGGAGCAGGGAAGCAAUUCCCCUUCAUGCAAAGUACUGCCACCACACUAGCAAAUCAAACGGCCCCAGAUGCUUCUGUCUGCCGGCCAACUCUUAGUACCAUUGCCUCGUCACAGAGUGAGGGUGUUAGGAAAAUGUUCUCUGAUGGGUUAAGUAGAGUCCAUGACUCAGAUUGUGCUCUCUCUCUUCUGUCAACGCAGUCUACACAAACUUCAGGGGUCAGUCUGAAUCACAUGGUGCAGCCGGAAUCCAUCCCUAUGGCUCGACCGCUAGUUCCACAUCUGCAGUACCGUGGUCUAGGUCGGUAUUCCUCAGGGGUAAUGGAGGAUGAACAGAUGGGUUCAGUAAUGGUUACUGACACCAGUGAUGCUGACCUCCAUUGUCAGUGUAUCUUUCAUGUGGGAUCUGAUGGGCCAUCCCAAAAUGUGGAACAGCAGACACUUCCUUUUGCUUGGGAGUAAGCUGAACUCCGGCAGUUGUCCAAAUUUAUGAUAUGGUUCAAGUAUUCUAUGAAGUUAAAAUAAUUCUUUUUUCCUUUCAAUUGUUAGGUGUUCAAGAUGAUUCUGCCAUAAUAUGUACACACAUUGUCUUCCAGAUGGAUUUUAGCAUAAUGCCUAGUUACUUGUUUAUGUGAAUGAGGGGACCUGUUCAACCUUAAUUUUAGAAGAUUGGUGUAAUCCAAAGGGUUCAAUUUGAGUUCAUCUUUUGUUUUGUUUUCA